Talpa occidentalis (Iberian mole) is the source of this 2827-nucleotide messenger RNA. It is a transcript of the gene UBA5, whose product is annotated as ubiquitin like modifier activating enzyme 5. Gene Ontology annotation, biological process: protein ufmylation. The record is from RefSeq and is a predicted model, not a curated record. The transcript has 12 exons. Gene Ontology annotation, molecular function: UFM1 activating enzyme activity. Bases 100 to 1314 code for a protein of 404 amino acids. Gene Ontology annotation, cellular component: cytoplasm; cytosol. NCBI's taxonomy places the organism in Eukaryota, Metazoa, Chordata, Mammalia, Eulipotyphla, Talpidae.
GGCCCCUGCCCUCCCUCCUCGCGGCGCGGCCGGCCCGGCAGCGUGGGGCGGCGGCGGCGGCGGCGGCCCGGGCUGGGCGCGGCGGCGGGAGUCCCAGCCAUGGCCGAGCCCGUGGAGCGGCUGCGGCAGCGGGUGCAGGAGCUGGAGCAGGAACUGGCCCGGGAGAGGAGCCGGCGCGGCGCGGGGGGCGGCGAGGGGCGCGGCGGCCGCGCCCGCAUCGCGAGGAUGAGCCCGGAGGUGGUGGACUCCAACCCCUACAGCCGCCUGAUGGCCUUGAAACGAAUGGGAAUUGUAAGCGACUAUGAGAAAAUCCGCACCUUUGCCGUGGCAGUGGUAGGUGUGGGUGGAGUCGGCAGCGUGACUGCUGAAAUGCUGACAAGAUGUGGCAUCGGGAAGUUGCUACUCUUUGACUAUGACAAGGUGGAACUGGCCAAUAUGAAUAGACUUUUCUUCCAACCCCAUCAGGCAGGACUGAGUAAAGUUCAAGCAGCAGAACAUACUUUGAGGAACAUUAAUCCUGAUGUUGUUUUUGAAGUGCACAACUACAAUAUAACCACAGUAGAAAACUUUCAACAUUUCAUGAAUAGAAUAAGUAAUGGUGGAUUGGAAGAGGGAAAACCUGUUGACCUAGUUCUUAGCUGCGUGGACAAUUUUGAAGCUCGAAUGACAAUAAAUACAGCUUGUAAUGAACUUGGACAGACAUGGAUGGAAUCAGGUGUCAGUGAAAAUGCAGUUUCAGGGCAUAUACAGCUCAUCAUUCCUGGAGAAUCUGCAUGUUUUGCGUGUGCUCCUCCACUUGUGGUUGCUGCAAAUAUUGACGAAAAGACUCUGAAACGAGAAGGGGUUUGUGCGGCCAGUCUCCCCACCACUAUGGGGGUGGUUGCUGGGAUCCUCGUCCAAAACGUGUUAAAGUUUCUGUUAAAUUUUGGUACUGUUAGUUUUUACCUUGGAUACAAUGCAAUGCAGGAUUUUUUCCCUACUAUGUCCAUGAAGCCAAAUCCACAGUGUGAUGACAGAAAUUGCAGGAAGCAGCAGGAAGAAUACAAGAAAAAGGUGGCAGCACUGCCCAAACAGGAGGUUGUUCAAGAAGAGGAAGAAAUAGUGCAUGAAGACAAUGAGUGGGGUAUAGAGUUGGUAUCUGAGGUUUCUGAAGAGGAACUGAAAAAUUCUUCAGGUCCAGUUCCUGACUUACCAGAAGGAAUUACAGUGGCAUAUACAAUUCCCAAAAAGCAAGAAGAUUCUGUACAUGAGGUAUCAGUGGAAGAUUCUGGUGAAAGCUUAGAAGAUCUCAUGGCCAAGAUGAAGAACAUGUAGAAACUGAACUGGUCUAUAUUUUAUUUCCUGUUUUUAAACCUAUUCCCUUGGCAAAUUUCUCCCUUGCAAUUAAAAAAAAUCGUUUUGAAAUGAACAAAAAUAAGGUAACAUCAAUUGAGUUUUAAUCUUCACUGUUACACUUUUUGAUAAUACAAAUUUGCCAGUUGCCCUCAACCUUGGACUGAAUCAACAGCUCUCCUGAAACUCAUGUUUCAUUCUAGUAAGGAAACGUCAAAGGAUGACUACAGGCAGUUAGAAACCUUAUUGAAAAUUUAGCCUUUGAAAUGUUUUGGCCUUUUUGGAGGGGUGGGGAGGAAGGACUAAUUUGCUGCAAUAAUCCUUUUCUUUCUAGUAGUCCUCAGGGUCUCUUGCUGAGGCCAUGGAGAAUAAAGUAGUAUGUGUCCUCAAAACAAAAGGACAAGAGGUACAACCUGGUGGUUAGAGCUGGCAGACUCUACGCGCUGUUUGGAACUGCCCUCUACAGGAAAAUAGCCCACCACUAUUAACCAAGCCAGUAGUAAAUUUUAAAUAGUUAUCCUGUAAAAUAAAAAUAUCUUCUCAAAUGUUUCCUGAUGACAUCAAACUGAAAUAUAGACACUGGAAAAGUAUGUAAACAUGUGAACCGUAUGUUCAAAACAAGACAGAGAUAAAUAAAAGAGCACUUUUUCCAUGGAUAGACAGGUGAAGGUACUUUUAGGAAGUACAAAUUAUAUAUUUGCAGAGACCAAAGAAAAAUCGGUGCAUCUGUAGAACCUGUAUCUGGAGUCAGACGACUUUCUUAAAGAGCAAAGUAUAAAUAUAAGCUAUUAUCUAUGAUAAUAGAUGGGUAGAUCAUACCCAUCAUAGAGCUCCUUCCGAAGACUUAACUUCAAUGUGGUUCCUCAGGGAACCAGAUAUUGGCAAGGAUUUGUCCUGGAUGGUGGGCAAAAGGCCUAAAUUGCCUCUGCUGUGACUGACAUGUAUUUAUUCAUCCCAAAAUACCAUUUUCUCUGAGCAUGUUCACUAAAUCAAAGCUGACAAACUGGUUUUCUCUGGAGCUGCAUACCAAUAAUAGAAAGCCUUAGUGGAGAUCAAUUCCCAAUGGUUUGGAAACCAAUAAAGAACACUAUUCAUGGGCUGUUACUAUGAUAAUCUGAUACUUUGGUGAUUUUUUUCUUUUUGUUUUGAAGGUACGGAUGUCUAAGUUGUAUGUCUGGGGAGGAAGUGUUAGUAAAGCUCUAAAAACUAGUUUCAGAGAGCCCCAAAUGUGCAGUCUGUUAGCGUUUAAGUCAGUAUGUUAGCCUAAGUAUGUUAACAUAAGCCGCCAGUAUAGCGUCCUAGAUCAUUGCUCUCAAACGUGCAUAUGAAUCACCUAGGGAUUUAGCAAAACUGCAGAUUCUGAUUAUGAAGGUCUGGGGAGAGCCUCAGAAUCUGCAUUUUUAAUAAGCUCUCAGCUGGAGUCCAUGUUCACAGGCCACAUGUGAGGAACCAGGCCUUAGAGAACACUGAUUAAAGCCCUUUAGAGCCAUCAAAG